GCCAGGACCCUCCCGCUCCCUGGGCCUGCGGGCUCCUCCCACUCCGGGUCACGGCGUGAUAGGGGCGGAAGCGGCGGCGGCCGAGCUGCUGCAGCUGGCAGUGCGGAUCCGGCCGUCCGGUGUAGCCCGGUGCAGCCCAGGGCAGCACUCGCCCCCUGGCCAGCGCUCUGAGGUUUUCCAAAGCAAUGGCCGCAUCUCGAGGGAGGUCAAAGAAGAGAAGCAAUUUGGAGCUUUCUCCUGAUAACCUGCCUUUGAGGAGCUCCGGGCGGCAGGCAAAGAAGAAAGCAGUAGAGAUCACAGAUGAGGAUGAAGAUAGUACGUCAGAGAAGAAGUACCGGAAAUGUGAAAAGGCAGGCUGUACAGCAGCAUAUCCUGUGUGCUUUGCAAGUGCUUCUGAAAGAUGUGCCAAAAAUGGCUACACCUCCCGAUGGUAUCACCUUUCCUGUGGGGAACACUUCUGCAAUGAAUGCUUUGACCACUACUACAGAAGCCACAAAGACGGGUAUGACAAAUACAGUGCAUGGAAAAGAGUGUGGACCAGCAACGGCAAGACAGAGCCAAGCCCCAAGGCGUUCAUGGCAGACCAGCAGCUGCCCUACUGGGUGCAAUGCACAAAACCCGAGUGUGGAAAGUGGAGGCAGCUGACCAAGGAGGUCCAGCUUACUCCACACAUGGCGAGGACUUACCGCUGUGGCGUGAAGCCAAACACUAUUACCAAGCCUGACACCCCCGAUCAUUGUGCUUUCCCAGAGGAUCUGAGAGUGCUGGAAGUUUCCAACCACUGGUGGUACCCCAUGCUCAUCCAGCCUCCCUUGCUGAAGGACAGCGUGGCAGCACCGCUGCUCUCUGCCUACUACCCCGACUGCGUUGGCAUGAGCCCCUCCUGCACCAGCACACAUCGCGCCACCGUCACAGCCGCUACCGCUGCCACCGGCAGUGCCAGCCCGGGGGAGAUGGAGCCCUCCAAGGCAGCCCCCUCUUCACUUGUCCUAGGCAUGAACCGGUACUUCCAGCCAUUCUACCAGCCCAACGAGUGUGGCAAAGCCCUGUGUGUGCGGCCGGAUGUGAUGGAGCUGGAUGAGCUCUAUGAGUUUCCAGAAUAUUCUCGAGACCCCACCAUGUACCUGGCUUUGAGAAACCUCAUCCUCGCUCUGUGGUACACAAACUGCAAAGAAGCUCUCACCCCUCGGAAGUGCAUUCCCCACAUCAUUGUCCGGGGCCUUGUACGCAUCCGAUGCGUUCAGGAAGUAGAGAGGGUUCUUUACUUCAUGACACGGAAAGGCCUCAUCAACACGGGAGUUCUCACCGUGGGAGCCGGCCAGCAUCUUCUUCCUAAACACUACCACAAUAAAUCUGUUCUGGUUGUUGGGGCUGGUCCAGCAGGCUUAGCAGCUGCUAGGCAACUACAUAACUUUGGGAUGAAGGUGACUGUCCUGGAAGCCAAAGACCGGAUUGGAGGCCGAGUAUGGGAUGACAAGUCCUUUAAAGGCGUGGUAGUGGGAAGAGGACCCCAGAUUGUCAAUGGCUGUAUUAAUAACCCGGUAGCACUAAUGUGUGAGCAACUUGGCAUCAGCAUGCGUAAGUUGGGAGAGAGAUGUGACUUAAUUCAGGAAGGUGGACGGAUAACUGACCCCACUGUUGACAAACGCAUGGACUUUCAUUUUAAUGCUCUCUUGGAUGUUGUCUCUGAGUGGAGGAAGGAUAAGACUCUGCUCCAAGAUGUCCCUUUAGGAGAGAAGAUAGAGGAGAUCUACCGGGCUUUUGUGGAGGAGUCUGGCAUCCAGUUCAGCGAGCUGGAGGGACAGGUGCUGCAGUUCCACCUAAGUAACCUGGAGUAUGCUUGUGGCAGCAGCCUGCAUCAGGUGUCUGCUCGCUCCUGGGAUCACAAUGAAUUCUUUGCCCAGUUUGCUGGUGACCAUACCCUCCUCACGCCAGGCUACUCCACUAUCAUUGAGAAACUGGCUGAAGGACUGGACAUUCGACUCAAAUCUCCAGUGCAAAGUAUAGAUUAUACUGGAGAUGAAGUGCAGGUUACCACGACAGACGGUAUGGGGCAUUCUGCACAAAAGGUGUUAGUCACUGUGCCAUUGGCCAUACUACAGAGAGGUGCCAUCCAGUUUAAUCCACCAUUGUCAGAGAAGAAGAUGAAAGCCAUCAACAGCUUGGGUGCAGGCAUCAUUGAAAAGAUUGCCUUGCAGUUUCCAUAUAGAUUUUGGGACAGUAAAGUCCAAGGGGCUGACUUUUUUGGCCAUGUUCCUCCCAGUGCCAGCCAACGAGGGCUCUUCGCCGUAUUCUAUGACAUGGACUCCCAGCAGAGUGUGCUGAUGUCGGUGAUCACAGGGGAGGCAGUGGCGUCCCUCAGGACCAUGGACGACAAGCAGGUGCUGCAGCAGUGCAUGGGCAUCCUUCGGGAGCUAUUCAAGGAGCAGGAGAUCCCAGAUCCCACCAAGUAUUUUGUCACACGGUGGAGCACAGAGCCAUGGAUCCAGAUGGCAUAUAGUUUCGUGAAGACCUUUGGAAGUGGCGAGGCCUACGACAUUAUUGCUGAAGAAAUACAAGGAACUGUCUUUUUUGCUGGUGAGGCAACAAACAGGCAUUUCCCACAAACUGUUACUGGGGCAUAUUUAAGUGGUGUACGAGAAGCAAGCAAGAUUGCAGCCUUUUAAAAAGAACUUGUAUGGACCUAAUGUUCUAUAUCCCAAAUGGAAGUUUGAAACAUAAGUUAAACUUCAGUUCUGCAAGAGAGGGGACUCUAACUCUGUGUAUAGUAAAAUUGAAAUGUUUCUGUGGUGAUAGGAAAAUGUAAACCCAUUUCACUCUUCUGAAACCAUUGACCCUCAAAACCCUUCCAGGCACUUAUCUUUUACUGCAUCUUUCCAUAUGUCCUGUGGGUUUCAGAAGGUGGCACAGUAGAUCAUUGAGACCUUGGUUCUGGCUGGGAUUCCCCCCUCAGAUUGGACAUUCUGGUUGGCAGAUUACUUUUCAUAUAAUGUGAAACCAAGUAAUCCAGCAGGAGUUACUAGCAAACUUAAGAGAAAGCCAUGUGCUUUUCUGUGACAAUUUAUCAGUACCUUUACCAAUGAGCCUUAAUAUUUUUACACAGCUCCAAUUUUGGGCUUUCCUUAAAAUUACAAUUCUUUUUUGAUACAACGAUUUGAAUUUUGAGGUGAUGCUUCUAGGCUAUUUUAUACUACAUAAAUUUCUUUUCAUUGAGUAUUCAAAACUUAGAUUCGGGAAUAUUUUGAUAUUUUAGACCUGUGCACACUCAUCAGCAACACAAGACUCAAUCCCCUAACAGUGAAUACAUGUGUGUGCAACCAUCUCAAUGGAUACAGGAUGUUUUCAAACUACAAAACCAGUUUUGAGUGGGCAGCAUACUUGAAAUUUAGCAAAAAUCUAGUCAGACUUGAAAGUCCUUUAUUUUUAAAGUUGACUUUUACAGUGUCUAAUAUUUUACAUAGUUGUAAGUUUCCCAUAGGCAGGUCCACUGGAAAACUGUACAAAGUCUCAAUCAUCUUGGCACAUACAUAGGACAUUACUUUAUAAGCCAUAUGUUAAAGUCUGAACAUGGCAAAACUUACUCUUCCACUGAAAAGACUGUUUAAUAAGCAUGGGUUCUCAGGGUCUUUGGGAUGCCUAUUCUGCCAAGAAACUUCAGUUGAUAGACUAGAAAUAUACUUUUGUUUUAAAAAGUCUUUAAACAAUUCUUCUUUGAAUUAUAUCGGUCUGCUUUUAAAAGGGAGCUACAAAGGACUUUACAGCCACUUUUUGAAAUAUUAGGUAUUUCUGAAAUUCAAAAUUAGCUUAAGAAAAGAUCUUAUACAAAGAAUGUACAGUGAAGUGUGCUUUAGACAGUCUAGACAUACUCUCUCCCCUGUCAAAGUACAAUACAAAGCCAAUGACUACAUAUUUAAAAGUUCAUUAUUCACUGUACUUAGAGGUUAUUUGUUGAGACUCAUUGGUACUGAUAAAGGAAGUAUUCUGCUUUCAAGUGUAAGUAAUUAAAAUGUUUAGCAUGUGUGAAGUGAUAAAUGCAAAAUGUUAAAUGGUUCAGUCCAUCUAAGUUAUUUAGUUUCUAGGCACUUGUGCUUUGUAUGCUAUUUCAAGUAUAAAAGUAAUUUUCUCCCAUUUUGAGUGACAUAGCUUCAUAUUGUUCUAAAGAAACUAUGAUACUUUGAGUUUUACUUUCCAAUCUCUAAGAUUUUUGUUAAUGAGCAGAAGUAUACUUUGAUUUAAUAACUACAUAUCAUGAAUAACUGGUUAUGUAAAACUGCUUAAUAAGUAGACUUUUGCAAAUAACCCUUAAUAAAUGGUCAUUAGCAUCA
Molecule: messenger RNA, 4325 nt
Organism: Mus pahari (shrew mouse)
Lineage: Eukaryota; Metazoa; Chordata; Mammalia; Rodentia; Muridae
Gene: Kdm1b
Product: lysine demethylase 1B
Exons: 21
Coding region: 186-2666 (826 amino acids)
Molecular function (GO): oxidoreductase activity; zinc ion binding; protein binding
Source: RefSeq, a predicted model, not a curated record